GUUUGAUUGUUGACAUUUGUAUGCAGAAGGGGCUGAUUCACCCCUUUUACACAUACUUUGCGUGGAAAAAAAACUGUGAGGAGAGGCUGUUUUUGCUUCAAGAAAUCUUACAGGUGAUAUGGAUUAUCCUAAAGGACCGCUAUAUCCCGUACCUAGCGCUCCAAUGCCUGGAAAACCGUUUUCACCAACCAUGGGUGCCACAGAUUCAUACCUUGAAAAUGCACCACAUCCUCCACCUUAUAGCCUACCGUAUGGAACAGUUCAACCGCCCAUGGGUGCCACAGAUUCAUACCUUGAAAAUGCACCACAUCCUCCACCUUAUAGCCUACCGUAUGGAACAGUUCAACCACCCAUGGUUGCAGCAGUACAAACCACUGUUGUAUUGCAAAAUGCAUUUCACGAUACUCCAGUAUGCUGCAUAUGUCCUAUAUGUCACCAGAACAUUGUGACAAGAACAGAAUAUAAGACUGGUCUCCUUACUUGGGCAGUGUUUGGAGGACUUAUACUAUUUGGGUGCUGGCUAGGGUGCUGUUUGAUCCCAUUCUGUGUUGACUCCUGCAAGGACGUGGAUCAUUUUUGUCCAAAUUGCAACCAUCACCUUCAGAAGUACAGAAGACUGUGAAAUAAAUACUGAGCCUGAUUCCUUUGUGUUCCUCAGCUGUGAAUAUUGUUAUUUAUUGGCCACACAGGCAGAUAGAAGGAAAACUACUUGCUGUAUUACACAAGCUGCACGUCAGUUUAAAAAUGGUGGCACUAGUAGCAAAAUGGUGGCCGUAUAAGAUUGCAAAUUGUACCAGAUGCUCAUAUCCUAAUGCAGAAUUACCCCACUGCCUCUGGUCUUGUCCUAAAGACAGACAAUUUUGGUCUAAAGUAAACUACUGGUUGAAUCAAAUUUUGGACAGGGAACAGAGGCUAUUUAUGUUUGAUGGUUUGAUUUUAUGUAAUGACAUGCGCAGGGGAAAAUAGUUAUUUAAAGGGACAGUCAGAAUUUUUGUUGUUUUAAAAGAUAGAUUAUCCCUUAAUUACCAAUUCCCCAGUUUUGCAUAACCAACAGUUAUAAUUAUACACGUUUUACCUCUGUAAUUACCUUGUAUCUAAGCCUCAGCAGACUGCCCCCUUAUUUCAGUUCUUUUGACAGACUUUGGACUUGACUGUCCCUUUAAUAAAUACAGUAAUUUUAUUAGGUAGGAAUAUUAUAUUAAGUUAAUGGAAAUCUAAAAUAAACCAGAGCAUGAGAGAAUUUAUGAUGAGAAUACUAAGGCAAAUUAAUAUAGAACAAUAUGAGCCACAUGAAAAAGCAGUGCUAAGUGGUAUAAAGUCAUACUCUCAUAACCAGACUCAACACAACGACAACUAACCUUUACAUUUAAUAAAUCACACUUUUUCUGUAUGUCCAUUCCGGCAGGGAACUUUCCCGAUUGGUGGUUGGAUUAAAAAGGGAAGCUCAGAGGAAGGUACUGACAGGGGAGGGAGGGAGAAAGAAAGGUAGUAUAUAGCAGUCAAUGGCCCCUAUUUAUCAAGGUCUGGCUGACCUGAUCCAACAGUGCGGAUCAGGUCCGCCAGACCUCGCUGAAUACGGCGAGCAAUACGCUUGCCGUAUUCAGCAUUGCACCAGCAGCUCACAAGAGCUGCUGGUGCAACGCCGCCCCCUGCAGACUUGCGGCCAAUGGGCCGCCAGCAGGGGGGUGUCAAUCAACCCGAUCGUACUCAAUCAGGUUGAUUUCCCGCGAUGUCUGUCCGCCUGCUCAGAGCAGGCGGACAGGUUAUGGCGCAGCGUUCUUUGUGACUGCUGCUUCAUAACUGCUGUUUCUGGCAAGCCUGCAGGCUCGCCACAAACACGGGGCAUCAAGCUCCAUUCGGAGCUUGAUACAUAGGCCUCAAUGGCUACUAGAAUAUGAUAUAAGUAAUAUACAAUGGAAUCAGAUUAAUGUAAUUGUGUCUAUAAGAUGAAGAUUUCUGUUAUAAUUUUGUCAUUUGCUUGGUUGUACUAUGCAAGGACAAUGGAAUAUGCCAAAUUGCUAUGUGGUUCCACCUUCUGGAGAUUGAUUGUAAUUAUUCUAUAUUGUAAUGGAAAAGCUAUAAAAUGUUUGUUGUAUUCUGAAGCUAUGUAGAGGGUGUCACAUACUGUGAUUAACUGUCAUGAUGUAUUUGUUCUUGUUUGUGUAAUUUAAAAAAAAUAAUACAUUUUGAAUGAAAAAAAAAUCAAAAAUAAAGAAUAGUGGCACAAUGGCAUCAAAAUAAAUCAAGUCGGUGCUUAUGCUUAGAUAUAAGGAGCAAUAUUUAAGGGGGUGUUUAUCUCCCAGAUAUCUGUAGGGUUGGCAGAUGUCCAGUAAUGAAGUGGGCACUUUGCUAUUUAAACCCAAUGUCCUGUAAACGCUAUAUAAAACAACUGCACAUUUGGUAUUUUAUGCGUCAUUAGCACAACUGGAAAUGUGUAGACCAUUUCAGUAAAGGCUUGAGGCUUUGACAACAUAUUCCAGGAUGCUGAAAUUAAGAGCAUUAGUUAUGUCACUGUCAGAAAGGUGGCUAAAACAAUGUUCUGUGUAAUACUAUUUGAAUACAAUUUUUUAUCUACUAUGAAACAAAUAGACAGUGUUCUAUCUAUCUAUUGGGUACUUAUAGAGCGCGUACUAAUCACCCGCGAGGGUCUUAAGGCGCUGGUGUUGUACAUGUGCUCAGGACAAGUCCUAUAAUGUAUUCUCCCAAUAAUCCUCUGUGCUUCCCUUGAGAUGUUGCUAGGUCAGAUAUAAAAUGUAUAUGAACCUGGAAAGAGUUAAAGGGCAGGUAAUCACACAUAACAGCAAUUCUCUGGUGUGGUUUUUUAAAGGGACACUCAAGUCAAAAUAAACUUGUAUGAUUCAGAUAGAGCAGCAGUUUUAAGACACUUUCCAAUUAACUUCCAUUAUCAAAUGUUGCACAGACUUUUUAUAUUCACACUUUCUGGGGAACAAGAUUUUACUGAGCAUGUGCACAAGCUCACAGGGUAUAC
Bombina bombina (fire-bellied toad) is the source of this 2989-nucleotide messenger RNA. RefSeq names its product lipopolysaccharide-induced tumor necrosis factor-alpha factor homolog. The record is from RefSeq and is a predicted model, not a curated record. Gene Ontology annotation, molecular function: zinc ion binding. Lineage: Eukaryota; Metazoa; Chordata; Amphibia; Anura; Bombinatoridae. The coding region runs from base 119 to 622 and encodes 167 amino acids. The transcript has 6 exons.